Molecule: messenger RNA, 7697 nt
Organism: Penaeus chinensis
Lineage: Eukaryota; Metazoa; Arthropoda; Malacostraca; Decapoda; Penaeidae
Exons: 22
Coding region: 114-7697 (2527 amino acids)
Biological process (GO): signal transduction
Source: RefSeq, a predicted model, not a curated record
UAAGAAGCAGCCGAGGCGCGUGCCGUGUGUUGGGCAGGGCUCGAAAUUUGACGUCGUUCUCAUCUCCAUGAAAAAGUCUUGCUUAUAAGGUCCACCUCAACAUCAGCAACAAGAUGAGGUUGCAUACAGCACCUGUUUUCCUCUUGUUGCUGGCUAACGUGCUCGCGGCACCCAGUCAUCCCAGAGUGAUCCCAAAUGCAGAGGAGGAACUGCAUCUCCCGGCGACGCGAGAGAACUCCAGCGGAGGCGGCAUCUUGCAGUCCAUCUUGCAGACCCUGAAUCCUUUCUCCAGUAGUAAGAGCAGGGAUUUAGAUGAUUACUUAACCUCGUUCAAGAAGAGGCUCCUUAGAGAAGCCAGCGAUCUUACGAACCUUUACGUCAGGGCGGCUUCCGACGUCUACCCCGAACGGGGAGGGAGACAACGCAGAGAGCCACAACGCAACCCUGAAAAAGACUUCCGACUGAACCCCAGGCCGAAGAGAGAUCACCCGUUGGAAUGGCCGCUCUUUGAGGAUUCCGAGGGUGUCCCCGUGUUGCGUGAGGUGGUGGCGUCUGGCUCCCUGGGCUUUCUCGGAGGCUCCCAGAAGAUCUAUAUGGCGUCGUGGCACAAUCGCUCUUUCGUUGCCGUCGUCGGGAACUCCAGGAAUGUCUCCCUCUACACACUCGAUGCUCAGACACUGCAGGCGACUUACUGGGCCACCGUCGACGGGGACGUGGCGUGUGACUUCGGCGUCGUCACCAAUGACAGGCUGCUCCUAACGUGCGUCAAAAACACCGACGUCUCCUCGCCUGUCGUCAAUGUGUACCGGGUCCUUGAGGAGACAGUAGGCGGUAAUGUGUCACUCCACCAUCACCAGGUCAUCCAAGCGGAGCACCCUAUUGAUGUGAAGAUGUGGACGCAGCUGGACACCACGAUCCUGAUGGUGGCCGAAUCCCUCAAAAAGGUGAACGUCACUCUGGAGACAGACUUGGGGACUAAGGUGGUGGUGAUGGCCAACUACGAGACGGUGUCGUUCGUGUAUGAGUGGGCCGGUGAGUACUUCGAUGCCAUUCAGGAGCUCCCCGGGACGAGACCCAACUCCGUGACACACAUCAGGAUCCACAACGCCCACUUCAUCGCCAUGGCCAACUUCAUCGAUAACAAAGGUCGCCACAAUAUUUACAGCAUGAUCUACAAGUAUUCCCUGAACGUGGGCCACUUCGUCCCCUUCCAGCGCAUCCUCACCCGGGGCGCCUACCACUUCGAGACCUUCAUUCUGGGCUCCGGGCUGGCCUCGGAUACCUUCCUGGCGGUAGCGAAUUACUGCGAGGACAAUGAAAAUGGCGGUUGCAAUCCACAUACGAACUCUCAGAUUUACCGAUAUCGUCUUGGAAAAUUUAUUCUUUACCAAGACAUCCCGACGUCUUACGCUGUGGCCUGGCUAGCUAUUCAGGUGGACAACAAUGUCAUCCUUGCCUUGGCGAGUUCCAUGACAGGCGUGACUUUUUACCAGUUCGAUGGGUGGAACUUCGUGACAAGCUUCACCCAAUACAAGGGUGGAGCCCUUGAUGAGGGCGUGAACUCCAUGGCCAUAGUUUCUCUACCUGACAGGAUCCUUAUGGGAGUUAGCAACCAUGAUCCAGACAAGAUGAGUUCCAAUCUCUUUACUUUGAACUUCAACUACACCAAUUCUCUCGAUAACUACCACCACCGCGCCGAUGAAUGGUGUCAGAACCGACGCAGUGACAUCAAGGAGAGAGAAGUCUCUGAAUUGGAGGCACGCAUAGCUUCAGCACCACAAGCUACCUCAGACUAUGUUUUUACGCAGCACGUCACGAUCACAGCCGAUCUUACGGUGAACCACACGGCAAAUGUGACUGCUAUAUACAUAAGGGAACCAGACGUACAUAUACCUACGGACUGGCGCCAUCUCUCAGACCUUCGAGAAAACGUCGACAAAACGGCUGUCAGUGUUGCAGAGAAGAUGAAGGACAAGAUAUUCAUCAACUCUCCUCAAACCUGGCCAGAUGAUCUUCAUUUCGCCGACCUUAAAGUCAGGAGUGAGAGCGAAGUAGAUGAGCUAUUUGUAAACGAGGUCAAUGGUCUGACCUUCCCCGCAGAUGACGUCAUAAGACUUGCAGGAGCAUCUUACUCGACACUCCAUUCUCUUUCCUUCGAGCACGUGGAAGCAAAGGUCGAUACUCACGUCACGAACCUAACAGGGCGCCCUUUCUCUUCGUACGUCACCCUUCACGGCACUCACAAUAUCACUGGCAACACCACCUUCCAAGGGUUUGUGAGGGCACCAGUCGUCGAGGCCACGUCAGGGUAUGUGGACGGCCUCCUCGUGAGAAACUCUACCGUUUUGACAACGACAGGCCAGCAGCAGUUCUUAGGGGCUUUUACCUGCCAGAGCGUUAAUGCAUAUGAGAUCGAGGCUGGGUCACUUAAUGGCGCUGACAUCAAUCAGUUCCAUCGUGAUGUCGUUACUGUGGAUGGAACACAUGCUAUAUAUGGUGCAUUAAGUCUCAAAGAACUUGUGUAUCAUGACCAUUUGGAAGUAAAUGUAUCGUCAAGCAUUGAUCUAGUUAACCCACUGAGGACAGAUGUUGCAGCUACCCAGGAAGUCACAGCCAUACACAAGUUGGGAAAUCUCGAAGUAGCAGACCUAGAAGUAGGAGGAAAGGUCAACACGGUAAAAGUACCUAAGGAUGUCUUCGUCAGCGGUUCGGACUACUUUGUGGAUUCAGCAUCGCUCGACAUCAUUGAGGCUACAUCAAUCCAGAUCAUCAAGAAUCUUGAUCAUAUUACUGUGAACAAUGACGAGAAAUUGAACAUCCUACAGACUUCUGGUGAUCAAGUAGUGACUGCCACCAAAACAUUCACAGAGUUCCACUUGGCUGAUGAUUUCCUUACACCCUUAUUGGAAAGGAGACAGCGAAGCAUUACAGAUGAAUGCAAGCUUUCCUCAUCUUCUGGAAUCACAGAAUUAGAGGGUCACUUCGAGGAGCUAAGGGGACUCUUGCAAGGCUUGUCCAUGACAAAGGAAUUCUUAACGCUACUUCGAGAUGUACAACCUGGGAAAGUGGCACAGGUACCUCUUUAUUUUGUGGAUUUAUAUGAGGAAUUUUUUGAAGAGGAUGCCAUUUCUUGUGCUCUUGUACAAAGUAAUGUUGUCUUUUCCGAGAUGUUGAAAUCUAAUAUCUAUGAGGCAAAUACAGCAGCGAGUCCUUAUGUGAACAGAACUUUGAGUGCUGACGAACUUGCUGUGAUGAUUUCGAAACUUGAAGGAUUUGUGGAAAACUUGAGAGAGCCUAUUAUUUUGGAUGCCACUGAAAUAAUGGCCUGGCCCAAACUGGUUCAGUUUUUCCACUAUGCUAGAAGGCAAAUGUUACAGACUGUUGAGAGGGAUCUUCCACUCCUAAGACUAAUAGAGAAUCUGUUUGAUUCCCAAAACUCCCAGAGACUGAGUAACCCAAUACAUAGUUUCUGUGACUCCGUCUGUCCUGUGAAAGAUGAUGGAAAUGUCUGUCAACCUGGUAUUAUGGUCAUUAGGAAUCUCGUCAGGAAAAUUGCUUCUUAUCCCUCGGUUUUAGAGACAAUGGCAGUCCCUAGAGAGAAUCAGGAGAAAGCUCAGAUGAUUAGCAUAGCCAUUAUAGAUAGGGAUAUUGAGGCAUUGCUUGGGUACUUGUCCUUGGAUGAGCAUUUACAAGAAAGUCUGCACAUAGCAAGUCUCUGUGGCUUUUCCAAAAAAUGGGAAAGGAAUGACGAAAAUGACAAGACGGCUUUAGAGAUUUUAUUGGCAUACGAAGAUGAGCUCAAGAACCUCACCACCGACCUUAGGAGAUCGAAGAGACGUAGCCAUGAAGGUGUGCUGGCCGCCACCGUGGACGAAGUGAAGGACUCCUGGUCAGUUGUCACUGAUGGUUCAACAGAAGACACCACUGGCACCUCUAACGUCAGGGCUUUCGGUAACAUCGUUGGAGGCGAAUUUAACGCAAGUAUCUCCUUAGGUCCUCCUGAGGAAUCUCCAGAGGAAUCUCCAGAAGUCUGGAGUAGUCUCUCGGUUUACUUUCAUAAUUUGGAGAACUUUGUGAACACAAUUUAUAAACUUGAUGGCCCUUUUGUUGAUACAGCCAACGAAGAAAUAAGAAAGAUUGUUCAUCUCAACACUGAUUAUUUAAAAGCUUUGUACUCUAACUUUAGCAUUGGCCUUGAAAAUGUAUCUUUUCUUGAGCACUUAUCUGAGAGCCUCAUACUGGGUAGGGAACUGAUGAUGAAUUACCGCAUAACACCUGAUGUGGCUGAUUCAGUUAAACUGAUGAAGGACUUACCAUGGAUUCGUCGGCUAAUGGAUAAGAUUGCUGAGCAGACAGGAUCCAAGCCCAAGGAAUCUUCUGAAAAAACAAUUGACACAAUAAUGGGGGGUACAGUGCCAGUAACAUAUGAUUAUGCCAUGAUUAUCAAUGAUGUUUUUCACAACUUGUCGCAAACAGUGAAGGCUGAAGAUGUUGAGAAAGAUCGCAAAGAGCGCAUACUGCUCUUAAAGGAGGUAGCAGAACGGCUGAUGGAAGCAAAACGAUCUAUGUACUUAUCUCGGCAAGUUCGAGAGAUUACAGACAAAGCAGAAUUCAUUGAUGCUUUGAUAAGCAUCCUAAAAGAGUUAGUCCAGAGUACACGGUCAUAUACCUAUACAUAUAAUGCUUCAAAGGAUAUGACGAAAUAUAAAGAGGAACUGCUGCAGAUAUCCAGGGUUAUGAGUUCGGGCUACCCAGAUGAAGAAAAUAUCUCGGAUACAAAGCUUUUGGAAAUCAAAUGGUUGCAGGACCAGCUGAUUAGGGACAUGGCAUACUGUAAGAAAGGAAGACAAGUGAUGUCCGCAAAUAUAAACUGUGAACCCCUUCUAAAUUCAGGUUUGUCCCACACAGAUAUCCUCUUCCCUUUUCUAUCACUUCCUGCAGACAAGGAACAAAUCUUUAUGGUUUCCCAAUUAACAUCUUCAUUGCAAGAUAUGAAUAUGCUAUCACCUAAUCGUACAUACCUCUCUGCCAUACUUGUUUUCCUCAAUGUGGUUGAGGCUGGACUUCCUAUACAAGACGAGAUAACCGAAUUACAAUUGGGCUUGCCAGUUAUAAUGGGUUUUGUAAAAAAGGAGUUAGACUCUGUGGUGGAUAUUUUAAUGGACCUUGAGAAUGAUGUUUGGAACAUCGGGGGAGCAUAUGAUACCUACCUUACAAAUAAAGUUAAACAUUUCCUAGUUGCAUGUGACCUUGUACAGAAAUAUUCUGAUCAUGUGACUGAUGAUGUGUUUCUCAGAUUGAACAAGAUCCGUCAUCUUGUCUCAAUUGUUAGAUACAAGGUCAUACAAGCAUCUGCAAAUUUAGACAAAGCUUCAGAAGGGCUGGUAUUUCAAGCUGCUGAGAGUGUUGUAGAGAAAAGCAAUGUGCUUCAUGCUGGAAAUCCUCUAGAUUUCAUUUCUGCCGAUAUUAGUAUGGAUAACUUCGAUGGAGUUUGCUCAAAUAUCACAACAGCAAUCUCUGAUGGAUUAAUACAGAAGAAUAGCUUUAGAACUGUUUUGGAUAACAUUCAAAAUCACUUGAACUCCAUGAAUUCCAUUUGGCCUAUUCAUGUUAAGGUGAGUUCUCAUCGUAGAUUGGGAUAUUCCUACUUAUCAAAGCAGUCAGAGAUUGUCAGAAAAACUUUAGCAAAGUUGAAGAACAACUUAUUGGGGACUAUUACAUCAAGAGAAGAAAGGUUUUCACCAGACAUUUUCAAAACCUUUCUAAACAUUCUAAAGUUUGCUGAAAAUUCUGAUAUAAGCAUUAAUAGUGAGACUUUUAAGAGACUCGAUGCUAUCCAUAUGGAAAGUUUGGCAGUAUUAGAGUUCAUUUCUAAGUCACUGUUUUGUUUGGAAUCAAAGCAGAAUUCCACAGUGCCCAGACUAGUCUCCUCAUCUGAAACAAGAUUUGAAACCCCUUCCUCCUAUCAAAUGCGAGAAUCCUUACACCAAGGAAAGUCCACAGACUCAGAGCAAGUAAAAUCAAUUUCUGCGUCUUCACAAGGAAAAACUGUUACCUAUCCUAACCAAAGAAUUUCGGACAUAUUGGUGUCACUCUACGACUGUUCCGAGUUUUACACUCGGUUGGAAUCUGGUGAACACGUAAAGGCAUUACUGACUAAUCUGGAGGCAGCUAAAGAUUACUUACAACUUUUGGUUUCCAUGGAGCCAUAUACAUUACAGGCAGGAAAAAUGGAAGUAAAGAGUGUUAAUGGAUUCCUUAGUCGAGUUGUUCCAAAGGUGUCUUCUGUUUUGCAUGCACUUGAUGUGGCACCAAUUGAAAAACAAGCAUUUUGGGAUGCAAAUAUUUCACUGGUGGAGGCAAAGAGCCUGGCUAGAAUGUUAAAACAUGUAAAGGCCUUUGCUCUUCUCCUACCACAUGAUGUAGCAAAGGAGAUUACGUAUAUGAUGGACCAAGCACCUACCAUUUUGAAGAAAAUCAUAACCAUUUCUGCAUGCUUUGAGAAGCUAGAGAUGAAGCCUGGUACCAUGCCUCUAUCUAGCAUCUCCAAAGCCUUCCCUGAAAAUACAAUUUCCGUGCAUGAUGCCACAACACUGAUGCAUGAUUUCACUCCCCCCCACAAGAAUACACAUUCAGACAUCCCCUACUUGCAUGAUGACAUCAGUACUUACCCAUAUGAGAACACUAGUGCAUAUUCAAAUGACCAUAUACAUUUGUAUGAUGCCGCUACUACAUACCCAAAAGAUGAAAUCACAUAUUCCCAUGAUACUACCACAAACCUGCAUGAUAACACUUCAUACUUUCUUAACACAUACACAAAUACCGCCAUCACACCCUUACAUGAAGCUGCUGCUGCUACCACCACACCCCAUGAGGCCGCCACCACAACCACCACCACACCCCAUGAGGCCGCCACCACAACCACCACCACACCCCAUGAGGCCGCCACCACAGCCACCACCACACCCCAUGAGGCCGCCACCACAGCCACCACCACCACACCCCAUGAGGCCGCCACCACAGCCACCACCACCACACCCCAUGAGGCCGCCACCACAGCCACCACCACCACACCCCAUGAGGCCGCCACCACAGCCACCACCACCACACCCCAUGAGGCCGCCACCACAGCCACCACCACCACACCCCAUGAGGCCGCCACCACAGCCACCACCACCACACCCCAUGAGGCCGCCACCACAGCCACCACCACCACACCCCAUGAGGCCGCCACCACAGCCACCACCACCACACCCCAUGAGGCCGCCACCACAGCCACCACCACCACACCCCAUGAGGCCGCCACCACAGCCACCACCACCACACCCCAUGAGGCCGCCACCACAGCCACCACCACCACAGCCACCACCACCACACCCCAUGAGGCCGCCGCCACCACAACCACCACCACCACACCCCAUGAGGCCGCCGCCACCACAACCACCACCACCACACCCCAUGAGGCCGCCGCCACCACAACCACCACCACCACACCCCAUGAGAUUCAGAUCCAAGAACUCAAGGAAGCUCCUGUACCAUCUUGGGAAAACUCUGAAAUUCCUUCAAACUCUAAAUUCAUCGCUGCCAUGGAAUCUGCACCCCACACCCUCCCAGGACUCCAGCAUCCCUCGCUACCUCAAAGCGACGUCAAGCCUCAUCCUAGAGAACCUGGAACUGCUUGCAAACAAACCUGUUGA